GGGUUCUUUCACCAGGUGGUCAGGGGAAGCUCCUCUGAGGAGGGGACAGUGGAGCUGACAUGCCAAUGACAGGAGAGAGCCAUGCGUGUGAAGAGCUGCAGGGGAGGGGUUCCAGGCGGACAGAGCCGCUAGACCAUCCUUGCAAGGCCAGCACCCCAGCGCACCAGGCAGGUCGUCACACACAGGGUGUGCCCCCCCACCUGAGUCUAAUAGGGCCUGAGCCCUGCCUUGGGCUGGGAUCUCCCCAAAGGCAGUCUUUCUUGUUCCUCCCUCUGGGUGUCCCCAGCCUUAACACAGGGCCCUGACCAAGCGGGGGUGUCAGUAUGGGAGCGGCCAGUUAGAGGGGAGCCACGAGAAGGCAAAAGUUGCCCCUUCCCUCUUGGCCGGCUCAAACUAUUCUCCAGCCUGCCCUAGCUCCCAGGCUGUGGCCUUGACUCCUGGUUUCUUGUCCCAGACCCCGACUCCUCUCUUGGAGGCUGCCGGCUCCUUUUGGGCUGGAGAGAGGCUCAGGCUGCCGCUGACGCUUCCUGGGUUCUGGGCACUUCUCCUCUUCCCUGGUCCCUCCAGGAAGAUUAUCAGGGUGGACAGGGGGAUGCCUUGAGGCAAGGGUGUGAGAAUGUCAGUGCCCAUGCUGGAGUCACUCCCAUGGAGGUGGCAUGGAGCGGUCGUCAGCAGCAUUUUUACCCACCCCUGGGACGUGGAGGGCAGGACGGGCUGGCUGGCAUCUUACUGUUUAUGCCCUUCCUCUGGUUUGGAGCCAGGCAGCCCCCCCUCCUCUUAUCACAGAACCAGGAGGGCCAGAGCCGCCACUCCUGGCAACGCCAGGUCAAGGCGAUCACGUGUGCCCUCUGGGUAAAGCAGAGCACCUGGGCUGACAGGGUCAGCAGCGUGUUCAAGGUCACACAGCACACUGGUGGGGCGGGCACCUCCCGCAGAGCCACCGCCAGGCUGGGGGAGGACCUGCUCUCUCUCCCCCGUUUCACCUGCCACUUGGAGCCGUCAAUGAGUAACUUGGACAUUUCUCAGGCUUCCUGAGGAAGGGUUCCCUCGACGGUCUAAGCUGUUCCUACAUCUCCCCAGGCCUUGGGGGAUUGCUCCCCCCCCCAACUUUAACUGGCCUGAAUUAACCUUUGAGUUCGAGAUCAGGGGAGGAAAGAUCAAUAACACAAUGCUGGCUUUAGCCUGGAAUGGGAGUCCAGAAACUGGAUCCUGACUCUCUUCCCCUGUCUGGGCCUGGCUCCUGAUCUAUACAGUGAGGGGUAGGAUUAUUAGGUCCUUGCUGCUGCUCCAGCAGUUCCCACACCAGCCUCCCAGGGUCACCCCAGAGGGCGCUGCAGUGGGAACAGAGAAUCCAGGAGCUGGCACCCAUCUCUGCUGAGCGGACUUCCCUGGGCCUGGCUGCUGGCAGGGAGGGGGGUGAGCACCGAGGAGGGGGACUGCCAGUGGCCAGGGCCAAAUCCCAGCGAGUGAGCCAAGGACUGUAGCAUCACACUGACUCCGCACGGCAGCCUCAGGAGACAGAGCUUACUGGCCCCAUUUUAUCACGGAGAAAACCGAGGCUCUAAGGAGCGAUGUGUCAGUGCCUCGUCCGGAGCCGCCUGCUGGGAAGUGACAGAGCCUGGCCCAGUCGUUAUGGGCCCUCUUCACCUCAUCCCUGGCCAUCUCCCUGGUGUUUGCCAUCAUCCCCUUCUGUCGAGAUGUGAAGGUGCUGGCCUCUGUCAUGGCGCUGGCGGGCCUAGCCAUGGGCUGCAUCGACACCGUGGCCAACAUGCAGCUGGUGAGGGUCUACCAGAAGGACUCGGCCAUCUUCCUCCAGGUUCUCCAUUUCUUUGUGGGCUUUGGCGCCCUGCUGAGCCCCCUCAUUGCCGACCCCUUCCUGUCUGAGGCCAACUGCUUGCCUGCCAACGGCACGGCCAAUGUCACCUCUGGAAGCCACCUUUUCCACGCCUCCAGGGUCCUAGGCCAGCACCACACCGAGGCGUGGCGUUGGUCCAACCACUCGCUCUCCGGGCUGCCUGCGCAGGACCGGGCAGGGACCCGCGUGUCGUAUGCCUUCUGGAUCAUGGCCCUGAUCAAUCUCCCGGUGCCCAUGGCUGUGCUGUUUCUGCUAUCCAAAGAGCGGCUGCUGGCCUGCUGCCCUCAGAGGAGGCCCCUGCUCCUGUCCGCAGAUGAGCUGGCCCUGGAGACGCAGCCUCCCGAGAAGGAAGACGCCUCCUCACUGCCCCCAAAGUUUCAGCCACACCCAGGGCACGAGGACCUGUUCGGCUGCUGGCAGAGGAAGAACUUCAAAGGAGCCCCUUACUCCUUCUUCGCCAUCCACAUCACAGCCGCCCUGGUCCUGUUCAUGACCGACGGGAUGACGGGGGAGUACUCAGCCUUUGUGUACAGCUAUGCAGUGGAGAAGCCGCUGUCUGUGGGGCACAAGGUGGCUGGUUACCUCCCCAGCCUCUUCUGGGGCUUCAUCACCCUGGGUCGGCUCAUCUCCAUUCCCAUCUCCUCCAAAGUGAAGCCAGCCACCAUGGUGUUCGUCAAUGUGGUGGGCGUGGUGGUGACGUUCCUCGUGCUUCUCGUUUUCUCCUACAACGUCGUCUUCCUGUUCGUGGGGACAGCCAGCCUGGGCCUGUUCCUCAGUAGCACCUUCCCCAGCAUGCUGGCCUACACUGAGGACAUUCUGCAGUACAAAGGCUGUGCGACCACGGUGCUGGUGACAGGGGCAGGAAUUGGCGAGAUGGUUCUCCAGAUGCUGGUUGGUUCGGAUGCACUCUGGACUCUCAUCAGUUCCUACCCAGGACAAAGCACUGGGAAUGGAAAGCCCAGAGUGCUACCAGAGGUAAAACUGGGGGAAGGGGGCAGGCGAAGACGGCCGGCCUCUCGAGCACCAGCACAGACCAAAGUGUUCAAGAAAUUGGGGGUCGCCCUGGAGGCGAUCUCUCCACGCCUUGGCUCGGAUCUUUUCCACAAAUACUUGGUUAGGUAGAAGAAAUUGAACGGACUGGGAAAAUCAUUAGCAGUUUACUGGAUGGAUAUUCAAGUUACCUUCCUCUCCCCCGGUUCGGACCUUUGGUAAGAGGUGUCCAGGAUACCCCGAUGGGAAGGAAGAAGACAGCCAUAUGCUUCACUCCAUUGGCCACCGACCACCUCCUGCAUGGACCAUCCCCUGGGUUUGAAUAUCACUUUUCGUUGAAGCUUGAAAGAACAGGUUGAAAUUGUAAAGUUCGAUGAUCACUGCUUGCUGUAGAUAUAUUUGAAAUCAGUCAAAACAAACCCCAAGUUAGUUCCCGGCAUGCUCAAAUGAUUUAUGUGCUUUUUACUUUUUGGUAAGCCACGGUCUCUCAAAUUCCCGUUGCUGAUAUCCGUAGUUCAUUUAAAAUCUAAAACAUCGAAAGGAAAAGUCGAAUCUUGCUAUCUUUGGGACACUAAUUCAGUGGUAUGCUGGGCUGGCUCGUACUAGCUGAUAAAAGCCGGUCGUUAACAUUUCCUUUUGAGAGCUAGUUGUUAAAACUCGGCCAGUAUUAAACAUGAGAUUUUAUAGAAAGUUAACAAUUCCGUUAAAGACAAGCGAAAGAACCACUCAAAACUCAUCACUUCCUUGAAGGUAUCUAAGCGUAUUGUACCUGUACAGGGGAAAUAGGAUACGGAGGUGUGGCUCUGUCCAUCUCUUCCCAGAUGCGCUUGCAGUGGUAACGUGUCUGGUGGCCCGAGAUCAGCCACGUGGGAGGAUUCGCCCCAUAGAAACUGGCAGAGGCUACACAUCCUCCCCUUUCUCUUCCCCCCGGAGAGCCAGUUGUUAAACAUCUACCUGCAGGUACCCCACUGCUAACGAUCAGUGCAAACGGGCUCAGAAGCCGUCUGGGAGAAUGGGAUGAAGGUUCCGGUUUUCUUUUACUUGACCGCGCUUACGCGAAGUGUAGGCACAGCACUAAGGAAUUCUCAAAAAUACCUGGUUUAAACUUUACAUCUUUUGUCAAGGAAAACAGCUCUUUGUACCACGUCAGGUGGGUUUCCUUAACAAAAAGCUGGGACUGCCGAGCGAUGCGGGGGGAGCAGCACACCGAAAGCAGUGUGGAGGAGGGGGCUCUCCCGACCGAGCAGAUCCCCUAGUGACCGAGAGGGCACAGAGCCUGCCACUUGGAAAGGGUGAGACCACGGAGGCGUCUGUAAGUAGUCAAAUGGCCGUGACGGUGACCGUACGUGCGCUUACCUGCAGCUUCUCUGCGUUAUGUACGAACGUGCAUGCGUGGCUAUAAAAAGGGGAGCGAGGUUCUCUGUAGCCUGAGCCGCAGGCCCCACACUGAGCAGCGUACCCCAGAUCGGUGGCCUUGUCAUGUCAGCCGGCUGCGUCUGCCAGCAUAUGCUAUGUGGUGACGGGGCCCUGGCCGGAGAGCGGGCGCUGGCCUCGCUCUCUAGCUGUGCGGCCCUGGGCGGGUCCCUCACUGAUGGUCUUCCAGCCUUGCUUGUUCUUGUUAAAUCGAAGUGACAUUUCUAAAAGAACUUACCCUACCUCAAAGGAAUUCUGAAAGAAUGAAGUGGCUUUGUUUAAAGCAAUUAUUGUAUGCCUGACCUAGAAACUGCUUCAUAAACGCUAGCAAUUUUUAAAACCUCUUCAUAAGCAGAUUCGAAAUUGUUCGUAUGUUUGGUACACAAUUAUUGUUAAGUCAAACAGAUCUAAAUUUUUUUGAAGGCUGAUGGUCUAAGGGUGUAGUUUUAACUAUGCCUGUAAAUACUUAAAAAUAGCUGAUGGCUGCCGGACUUCAAUGUGCAAUCUAACUGGAGUGACUGACCUGGACAAAAAGAAAGUAGCUGUAUUUUUCUCGUGGUUUUUCAAAACAAACAAACAAACAAACAAAAAAACCCGCAUCCUUUUUAUACAGAUUUACAAAGAAGGAUCACUGGCUUUAUCUAAGAUGAUCAUGAUCAAUUUGAGAAUAUAGAAAACGAGAUUGAAGCAAAUCUAAGUGUACCUUUCCUGAAAUAAAAUAUUUUAAACUUAA
Molecule: messenger RNA, 4991 nt
Organism: Felis catus (domestic cat)
Lineage: Eukaryota; Metazoa; Chordata; Mammalia; Carnivora; Felidae
Gene: SLC60A1
Product: major facilitator superfamily domain containing 4A
Exons: 10
Coding region: 1721-2977 (418 amino acids)
Biological process (GO): transmembrane transport
Source: RefSeq, a predicted model, not a curated record